CUCACAACACCUGUGGUCACCGGGAGACACAAUUCUAAAUCUGAUUCUAUUUCAUUUCUUCCAGGUAUUUCUGGAGGCUAAGGUUUUACAAUGAGGGCUCCUCUGCUGCUGGUGCUGCUGUUCUGUGUGACUGGAGAGAGCGGAGGAGUGGACCCAGGUUUACAGGCGAGUGUGCCGGCUGGGAGCGAGAUCUGGAGUGAGCUGAGAGCUCUGAAGAACAUGGUGGUGCAGCAAGAGGAGGAGCUGAGCAACACCAAGGCUGAGCUGCAAACCCAGAGAGACACAGUUUCUAGUCUGGAGAACGAGAACCGAGCCCUGGUUUCCAGAGUCACAGCCAGCGAGGUGGAGGUGAGCGCUCUCAGGGAGGAGCUGGAUGUUUCUAAGACUGAACUGCAGCUGACCAGGAACACACUGGAUGAGACUGGAAUGAGACUGUCAGGCACUAAGGUGGCUUUCUCUGCUGGUUUGAGCAACUAUGGAAAGUUUGGACCUUACAAUACUGAAACUAACCUCGUCUACAAAAGAGUCAUCACGAAUAUUGGCGGGGAUUACAACUCAAAUACAGGUGUCUUCACGGCCCCCGUCAGAGGAGUCUACUAUUUCAGUUUCACUGCUUUGAACAACAGGAACGGAGAGUGGAUGGCAGUUAACAUGUACCGUGACAGUCGGAGAAUUCUGCACAACUCCAAACAGUCCGAUGGUCAUACUUUCAUUUCUAAUGCUUUGGUUCUCCAGCUGGAUCGGGGUGGGGUGGUCUAUAUGCGUCUCCAUGAAAACUCUGGUCUUUAUGAUGAUAGUGACAACUGGAACACCUUCAGUGGCUUCCUGCUGUAUGAGCUGUGAUUCUCAAAUACGAUCUAAACAACAUUAACGGAUGAUUUCUAAACUUUGAAUUUGUCCAUUUCAUUCUUUGUCAAUAUUGUCCUGAUUGGCUCAGUCUAAUCCAGCCAUUUAGAGGCAAGAAGUGGACUGUGUUCUGCAAUCAAUGAAUAAAUAAAGUAAUGUGUGAACAUCCCCA
Molecule: messenger RNA, 1018 nt
Organism: Eleginops maclovinus (Patagonian blennie)
Lineage: Eukaryota; Metazoa; Chordata; Actinopteri; Perciformes; Eleginopidae
Product: complement C1q-like protein 2
Exons: 4
Coding region: 91-843 (250 amino acids)
Molecular function (GO): protein binding
Source: RefSeq, a predicted model, not a curated record